AAGUCGUCUUAUCCCUAUAUCCUUAUCCAAAGAAGACUUGAUCACAGCAUUCCCCAUUCCAAGGCAGAGCAGUAGCAAUGUCGUCCACACUUUCAAUUGGGCUGGCAUCUUCGUCUUCAUCCGUACAGCGUUGCAGAGGAAUUCCUGUGAGGCAUGGAAAGGGAAGGAAGAGGAAGGGUGUGGGAGUUGUAUGCGCGGUGGGAGAUGUAUCAUCUGAGGGCACUGUUUAUUUAAUAGCUGGAGCCGCGGCCGUCGCCCUGCUUGGAACUGCAUUUCCGAUUCUCUUCUCGCGCAAAGACCUGUGUCCCGAGUGUGAUGGAGCAGGGUUUAUUAGGAAAUCUGGCUCCACUCUCAGAGCAAACGCUGCAAGGAAGGAUCAGGGUCAGAUUGUCUGCCCUAACUGUAAUGGCCUUGGAAAGCUAGGGCAGAUUGACAAAUAGAGUCAUUCGCCACUGCGCUGUUCGGUUGUUGCUGUCAAUUCUCUUUGUUUUGUUCGGGAUAAAAGUUGUCUGAAUAUUUACUGUAAAAUCUUUUGAAUUUGAAUGAAAUUGUGUUGAAUUACAUCA
Messenger RNA from Cryptomeria japonica (Japanese cedar), 566 nucleotides. RefSeq lists its product as uncharacterized. The coding region runs from base 78 to 440 and encodes 120 amino acids. The transcript is spliced from 2 exons. Gene Ontology annotation, cellular component: chloroplast thylakoid membrane. Lineage: Eukaryota; Viridiplantae; Streptophyta; Pinopsida; Cupressales; Cupressaceae. The record is from RefSeq and is a predicted model, not a curated record.